AUGGGAAGGUUGAAUACUUUCUCACUCACUUUCUUCGAUCUUCAACCUCAACGCUUUCUCAUUGAAAUUCCAGUUGAAACCCAACCCAGAUUGUUGGGCGAUAGGACGAUUCCACCUAGGCUUCGCCGACUCCGCCAGUGCCGCCACUCCUUCGGGCUACACCAAGUUCACUUUCACGGCAACAACCUCUUGGUCACCGUCACAAAGAGAGCCGCUGAGGUUGAUGAAUGGGUUAACGAGAUCCUUCACAAUUACUGUCAUGUCCUUCACAAUCUCGUCGUUGGCCUCGACAUUGAGUGGCACCCAUGCUCUGAAGGGGAACAUAACCCGGCUGCCACGCUCCAGCUUUGCGUCGGGGAAAGGUGCUUGAUUUUUCUACUUUUGCACAAGGAUUUCAUCCCCCGUUCUCUCCUUGCCUUUCUAGCUCAUCCCCGCUUCACCUUUGUUGGGGUUGGGGUUCAAGACGAUGCCGACAAGCUUCUCCGAGAUCACGGCUUGGCGGUCUCAAAUGUUGCUGAUUUGCGGCGUCUGGCUGAGAUGGUUUACGGUUCGGAAGAGUAUAGGAGGAUGGGUUUGAAGAAAAUGGCAUGGCAAAUUCUAGGGAGAGUGAUGGAGAAACCCCGGGAAGUGACGCUAAGUAACUGGGAUUCUAAAAAUUUGACUUUUCCCCAAAUUGAAUAUGGAUGCAUUGAUGCUUUUGUUUCCUUUGAAUUGGGUUUUAAUUUGUUUGCCAUGGCUUACACUCAUCACAUACAGUAGUAGUAGUUUAGUUGUUGAUAGAAGAAUGAUAGGUACAAUGAUUUUGUAAUUCUUGUGUUUAC
Molecule: messenger RNA, 821 nt
Organism: Ipomoea triloba (trilobed morning glory)
Lineage: Eukaryota; Viridiplantae; Streptophyta; Magnoliopsida; Solanales; Convolvulaceae
Product: Werner Syndrome-like exonuclease
Exons: 2
Coding region: 1-759 (252 amino acids)
Biological process (GO): nucleobase-containing compound metabolic process
Cellular component (GO): cytoplasm; nucleus
Molecular function (GO): 3'-5' exonuclease activity; nucleic acid binding
Source: RefSeq, a predicted model, not a curated record